CACAGCUCCGGCUGCGCUGAAGCCAGUGCAGCAGGGAGGCUCGGGCCUUUUCAGCUGUGCACACCCACAGGGCGUGUGUUGCCUACAGAAACCCAUCUGCCUCCAGGUGUACGUCUUCUAUAGCUGGAAGGGUCAGGUGUCUUGACCCAGAAGAUGCAGCCAUGGCGGUGUUCUUUUCUUCAUAUUUCGUUCUCACUACUCCUGGUCACUUCUCUGAUCGGAAAGCACAAUGUGUCGCAUACGUGGAGAGGCGUGGUUCUAUGAAACGCUGCGGAAGUAACUGGACGGUAUCGGAAGAGGGCGUUAUGGACAUUGGAAACCUCCAAGGUAAAUACAAGAAUGAGAGCGAACCCGAGAAGCGAGCCGGAAUACUUCGAGACAUCGCCACAUGCUGCCUGUGUGGAAACCACUUUGGGAAAUGGGAAGCAGCGGUGUAUCAAUGGGAGAAUGAGAUCCAGUCACAAGCCAGAAAUUCAGAACUCGGUAGAUUCGUGACCUCUCAGCCGCAGCGAGGCCGGCAACGCUCGAUAGACUUUAGGAGAUACGGCCGCCAGGAAAUAGAAGAAGCCUCGGACCUUAUGAGUUUGCUGGAGCGUGAGGUUGAACAUACGGAGGAUGUACUUGAGCACAUGAAGGCCGUUGACCGAAAAGCCAUCAACUACCUAAUUAGCCGUCUUGAACGAAGCCAGAAGGCAAAGGGGAACAAGAGAGUACCAAGUUCUUUCUUAUACGUUUUUAGCCACCAUGCUGCAGAAGACUUUUACAAAGUUGGCACUGGCAAUGGGAAGCUACGGAUUCGACAACAGGAGCUUUGCUACCCGGGGCUGGUUGUACAGUGCUUGAUAUUUUGCCCAAAUGCUCAAUUAUUCGAGAAUAUGGUGCAUGCCGAGUUCAGUGCCGAUAGGUACUACCAUAUAUGUGACGGCCACGGGACUCCCCAAAAGCAUACAGAAUGGUUCAAAGCUUCAUUAGCAGACAUAUUGAACAGUGUCACUGCCUGGUCGGCUUUUUCCCAAGUGUUUCACGGUGAGAAUAUUCGGAUUGAUCGACGAGAGCCAAUAUUUUGUUUGCCGGGAGGCUCGCACGACCGGGCCAGGUGGACCAAGUGGGCACGAUGGCAAGCUGAAAAAUGGGUGUGGCAAUCUCAAGUGGCAGCGGAUGGUCGAUAUAGACAGGAUUCUGAUUAUCAAGAUUCUGUUAAUAUCCAAACUCCCAUACGUCAGCGGCAUUCUGGGAUUGGAAGUGAUACCGACUAUCCCUCAAGUCCUCCCGAACUCACGCCUAGUUCGGGGCCUGGGUCCCCCGACAGCGGCUGCGAUGGUCCACCAACACCCACCCCGAGCACUCGAACGAAAAGAGGAAGGUAUUCUUCGCUGGACCAUGUUGCCAUUGCCGACGCGUCGCAUGAUUCUAUGGCGUCCUUUACCACUGCCACGAGUGUUACCCAUGACGGCUGGGAACCAACACUCGAGGAACGCACUCCAACUGAGCCGGGAGACGAUUUCUGGUACCCAGAGUCUAGUAAGGAUCAUACUAGGUCUAAAGCCGGGCCGAAUGAUGUCAAGUAUGUGAACUUUGCUGGUGUCACUGUACCCAUUCCCCAUUCGCAAGAGGACGUUUCGAGUGAGGACCCUCUUGACGUGGCAGAAAGGAUGAUGAAGUUGAUAUUCAUUUGAUACAACACCGGGGUUGCAGCAUUAUUAGCGCAUUUAGUAUCAAACAUUUCUCUGUCUUUAUAUCA
This is a messenger RNA of Aspergillus versicolor CBS 583.65, 1741 nucleotides long. Its product is annotated as GIY-YIG nuclease family protein. The transcript has a single exon. The record is from RefSeq and is a predicted model, not a curated record. Bases 162 to 1676 code for a protein of 504 amino acids. Lineage: Eukaryota; Fungi; Ascomycota; Eurotiomycetes; Eurotiales; Aspergillaceae.